CAAAUCGGCUCUUUCGAACAGUUAUUUUUGGAUGAACCCUUUCAAACAAUCGAUUCAGUGGUUCAUCAUUCCCUGAUCAUUCCGUAUGUAUCCGCUCGCAUCCAUUCACUAAGAUUCAUUGAAAAGAUCCGGUUCAAACGAAUGAUUCAUUUACGAAUCAGACAUCGGUAUCGACAGCAAGGGUAAAUAUGUUGUAUUCAGGAGGUGUGUUUCAGCAAAACUGAAGAUAUAUUUGUGACAUAAAGUCAGGUAAUGUCACCUAAUGUUAGCGUCAGUCCGGAAUUUACGUGUUUAUAUAUUCAACCGUUUGUCUGAAAGAAUGAACUCUCCAUAUUUCUCCGAGUCAGUAGCUGUAUUAGGCACUUGUGCGACUGAAACUAUAGGUGAAAGUGCUGUAAAUAAAGGAGGAAUUCGCAGAUUGAGAUCCAGAAUGGCUCAAGGAAUCAAAUCAGAAGAUGAUUCUCCAAACGUGAAAGCAGAAGAUCUCGAGCAGAGUAUUUCUGAUGCUCCACUGCGAACCCAUGCAGAAACUUCUGCAGGUGAGACGAACUGCUCAGAGACUGUGUCAAGUUGCAAUAACUCAACCACAAAAGUGAAAGGAGAAGCAGUGGAUGAGCAAGCCGUUUUGACGUCACCUAGAAAACCAAGGCGGGGCCUUGUGAAGGUGAAGUAUGAGGAGGAGGAAGGGGCGGAGCUAAAGAGGGAGCGCUGGGAGCCGCGUGAUUGGAGAACACAGCUGUCAUUCAUCAGGGAGAUGAGGAGCAAACGGGAUGCUCCCGUGGACCAAAUGGGAGCAGAGAAGUGCUACGACACAGAGGCCCCGCCUGAGGUGCGUCGUUACCAGGUGCUGAUCUCCUUAAUGCUGUCCAGUCAAACGAAAGAUCACGUGACGGCUGGCGCUAUGCAGAGAUUACGUAGGCAUGGACUCAGCGUGGACGCCGUACUCACACUGGACGAUGAGACUCUGGGUAAACUCAUCUACCCCGUGGGCUUCUGGAGGACAAAGGUGAAGUACAUCAAACAGGCCACGGCUCUGAUCCAGCAGGAGUUCGGCGGAGACAUUCCUGACACAGUGGAGGGUCUGAUGCGUCUGCCGGGGGUCGGCCCCAAGAUGGCCCACCUGGCCAUGGACAUCGCCUGGAACCAGGUGUCAGGAAUCGGUGUGGACACCCACGUUCACCGAAUCUCAAACAGACUCGGAUGGACCAAGAAGGAGACCAAGACACCAGAGGAAACACGGAGAGCGCUCGAGGAGUGGUUGCCACGGUAACCUCUAUUUUCGGUCCUGUUAUUGCU
This is a messenger RNA of Carassius gibelio (silver crucian carp), 1296 nucleotides long. RefSeq names its product endonuclease III-like protein 1. Lineage: Eukaryota; Metazoa; Chordata; Actinopteri; Cypriniformes; Cyprinidae. Bases 263 to 1270 code for a protein of 335 amino acids. The record is from RefSeq and is a predicted model, not a curated record. Gene Ontology annotation, molecular function: oxidized pyrimidine nucleobase lesion DNA N-glycosylase activity; DNA-(apurinic or apyrimidinic site) endonuclease activity; DNA binding. Gene Ontology annotation, biological process: base-excision repair; nucleotide-excision repair; base-excision repair, AP site formation. The transcript has 5 exons. Gene Ontology annotation, cellular component: nucleus.